GCUGCUCACACUCGCCUUACAGAAGCCGAGCUGAGAACAUCAUCCGCUUUGAGCGCUUAGGCGCAGUGAUUACAUCCUCACAGAGAGAGAGGGAGAGAGAAGGAAAGAGAGAAAGUCCUGUUUAUUCUCCGGGCUUUAUUUAGAAGUUGCAUUCGUUACCGGUGUCGUCGGUGCGUAAAUAGGAGUUUUUUUUGGUUUCUUUUCUUUUUCUUGCUCGUGUGGAAUUUUGCCAUGUUGUUGUGUGACUUUAUGUGAAGAAGGGGCAGUCUGUUCUGUGCACAGGGAGUGUUGGCUAUGCGUCCUGGCUCCAGCCUGCAAUGUUUGCGCUGACGCCAAAACUCACAGACCGGUGCAGAAUUGAUUAAAACAGAGAAGCUCGGAUCAAAUGGCUGUGCUUCUCACAGCUGAAACGACACAAUGUUCCACUGACCCGAGGCACAGGAGAGGAAUUUCAGAAUCGGACAGCUUUGUUGCUGUUUAUUUCACUGCCUUUUUACGGACAGAGCAAAAGGGACAUGCUCAUUUAUUGUAAGAAAAAGGAAUAACACUUUUUUUUAUCAUUUGUUUGUUUGUUUCGUCUUGAAGUGCACUUUGUGAGAGGGAGAGGAGAUGAUUUGGUUCAUAUUCCUACUCUCCAUCCUGGAUGGAGCUGUCUCUCAGCUACACUACUCCGUGCCAGAGGAGCAGGAGCCUGGCUCUGUGGUUGGGAAUAUUGCAGAGGAUUUGGGGCUGGACAUUACCAAACUUUCCGCUCGUCGCUUUCAGACGGUGCCAAGCUCACGAACACCUUAUCUGGAGGUGAACUUAGAGAACGGCGCGCUCGUGGUGAAGGAGAAAAUUGACCGGGAAGAAAUCUGUAAGCAGACCAUCCCGUGCCUAUUGCACCUGGAGGUGUUUCUGGAGAACCCGCUGGAGCUCUUUCGCGUGGAGAUCGAGGUGAUGGAUAUCAAUGACAAUCCACCCAGCUUCCCCGAGACAGACAUUUCCGUGGAGAUAUCGGAGAGCGCCAUCCCCGGGACCCGUUUCCCGGUGGAGAAUGCCUUCGAUCCUGACGUGGGCACGAACGCGCUCAGCACAUAUGCCAUAACGAAUAAUAACUAUUUUUACCUUGACGUGCAGACACAGAGCGACGGGAACAAGUUCGCAGAGCUGGUGCUGGAGAAGUCGCUGGACAGGGAGCAGCAGGCGGUGCACCGCUAUGUGCUGACGGCUGUGGAUGGGGGCAUCCCGCAGCGGACCGGGACGGCUCUCCUGGUCGUCAAAGUUCUGGACUCUAACGAUAACGCGCCCACCUUUGAUCAGACUGUGUACUCGGUUAACCUGCGGGAGAACUCUCCCGUGGGCACUCUGGUCAUCCAACUCAACGCCACGGAUGUUGACGAGGGGCAAAACGGGGAAAUAGUUUAUUCUUUCAGCAACCACAACGCGCCUCGGAUAAAGGACUUAUUCAAUAUUGAUGCCAGAACAGGUAGGAUAGAGGUGGCGGGUGAGGUGGACUAUGAAGAGAGCAGCACGCAUCAGAUUUACGUCCAGGCUAAAGAUCUUGGAGCUAACGCUGUCCCCGCGCACUGCAAAGUCUUGGUCAAACUCGUGGAUGUGAACGACAACACACCGGAGAUCGGUUUCAGCACUGUGACUGAAUCCGUAAGCGAGCAGGACGCCCCAGGCACAGUGAUCGCACUUUUCAGCGUCUCGGACCGGGACUCUGGUGAUAAUGGACAGAUGAGCUGCGAGAUAUUAGGAGACGUUCCUUUCAAGCUGAAAUCAUCUUUUAAGAACUACUACACAAUCGUGACGGACGGACCGUUAGACAGAGAGAACACAGAUUCAUACACCAUCACCGUGGUGGCCAAAGAUAAGGGUCAGCCAUCGCUCGCCACCAGCAAGUCCAUUAAAGUGCACGUCUCCGACGAGAACGACAAUGCGCCCCGUUUUACGCAGGCGGUUUAUGAUGUGUAUGUGACUGAGAACAAUGUGCCCGGUGCUUUCAUUCACGCUGUGAGCGCUCUGGACCCUGACAUAGGACAGAACGCUCUCAUUACUUACUCCAUAUUGGAGUGUGACAUACAGGGCAUGUCUGUGGACACGUAUGUGUCCAUAAACCAGGACACCGGCUACCUUUACGCGCUGCGCUCUUUUGAUUACGAGCAGCUGAAGGAGUUUAGCUUCAUGGUCCAGGCGAAAGACGCUGGUGCUGCCGAGCUCUUCUCAAAUGCCACUGUAAAUGUGAUCAUAGUUGACCAAAAUGACAACGCACCCACUGUAAUAGCCCCAAUCGGGAAAAACGGCACAGCCAAAGAGCACCUGCCGCGCUCUGCGGAGCCCGGCUACCUGGUGACGCGCAUUGUGGCCAUGGAUGCGGACGAUGGCGAGAACGCACGGCUGUCCUACAGCAUCCUGCGGGGUAAUGAGAUGGGGAUGUUCCGCAUGGACUGGAGGACGGGGGAGCUGAGGACAGCACGCCGGAUCUCACCCAAGCGGGACCCGCAGGGCUACUACGACCUGCUGAUCGAAGUGAGGGACCACGGGCAGCCCCCUCUCUCCUCAUCGGCGAGUGUGAGUGUAAUGUUAGUGGACAGUGUGGUUGAAGGCCGCAGCGGAGAUCGCGGCUCGUCCUCCAAGGCAAAGGAGACCUCCCUUGACCUCACCCUCAUUCUCAUCAUCGCCCUGGGCUCCGUGUCCUUCAUCUUCCUCCUGGCUAUGAUCGUGCUGGCCGUGCGCUGCCAAAAGGACAAGAAGCUCAACCUGUACACGUGCCUGCUGGCCGGUGACUGCUGUCUGUGCUGCGGCUCGUGCUGUAGCAGGCAGGCUCGCGGCCGGAAACAGAAGAAGUUGAGUAAAUCCGACAUCAUGCUCGUUCAGAGCACCAACGUCACGACAGGGGUCGGGCCCGUGGGGCAGGUGCCCGUAGAGGAGUCUGGUGUGGGCGGCGUGGGAGGGGGCUUCGGCUCCCACCACCACCAGAAUCAGAACUCCUAUUGCUACCAGGUGUGUCUGACACCUGAGUCCGCCAAAACGGAUCUGAUGUUCCUCAAACCGUGCAGCCCGUCCCGCAGCACUGACACGGAUCACACCAACCCCUGCGGCGCCAUAGUCACGGGUUACAGUGACCAACAACCGGACAUCAUAUCCAAUGGCAGUAUUCUCUCUAAUGAGACAAAACACCAACGAGCAGAACUCAGCUAUCUGGUGGACAGACCCAGACGUGUCAACAGUUCGGCCUUCCAAGAGGCAGACAUCGUCAGCUCCAAAGACAGUGGUCACGGUGACAGCGAACAGGGCGACAGUGACCACGACGCCACCAACCGAGGUCAUUCGGCCGGUGCUGACCUGUUCUCCAACUGCACGGAGGAGUGCAAGGCCCUGGGCCACUCCGACCGCUGCUGGAUGCCAUCCUUCAUGCCAUCCGACGGGCGCCAGGGACCGGACUACCGCAGCAACCUGCACGUACCCGGCAUGGACGCCACGCUGCCCGACACUGAGGUACCCCCGUCUGUCAACCUCUCCGACCAACUCACCAUGACCUCGUCCACCGCUUCGUCCAGCGAUAGGUCAUUCUCCACCUUUGGCAAGGACGGUCAAAGGUCACAGUCACACCACAGCCUUCACCAUCACCUCCAUCAGCAACAGCAGCAGUACAGCUCCAGCACGCUAGAGAGGAAAGAGUAUGAUAGGGGGACCCUACCGUACAAACCCACCUUUCUCUCCCGCAAAAGGAUUUGCUAGCUCGUUCCAUGUGGACCUGUCGGAGACAGCGUGAAUUUCUGUACUAGACCACCUACACUGAUGCUAGAGACAGCGAAAUAAAACUAAACAUACAGCAACCUGGACAACAGCAACCUUGGUUAAGCUUCAUUAUCUUGGGUGGCGAACUGUAACAAAGCCUUGGCGGUGGUCACCAGGGAAGGAGAGGAGAAAUACAUACUGAGUAGCUGUAAACCUCUAGAUAUCUGAGGAGCAAUCCAAGGCCUUAUUCCUCUCAGCAGGACUGAGACCGGGGCCGCAACACUCAACAUGUGAAAAAUAUAAAGUCAUCAGCAAAAAGAAGAGAGGAACUGAAACGGACAGAGGAAUAUAAAACAAGAAGAAGAGGAACCGAUUCACUCACAGAGGUGUUUUGUUUGAUUUUGAUUUUUCGUUUUGUCGUUUUUUGGACUGAGGAGUUAGCCUCUAGAGAUCUGUGUGUGCCUGUUUACAUGAAGAAGAAGAAGAAGAAGAAGAAAAAAAAACAAAAAAACAAACAAAACAAAACUGAUGUUUCUGUACAAACUUCAACCAAUGUCACACGGAACCCUUUAGCUAUUUCUAUGGUCACCACUAAGCCAACUGUACAGAGACUGUGUUGGGGGGGGCUGAACAAAGGAGACUGACAGAGAGAGAGAAAGCGAGACUGAGAGGGACGAUUAGACAGAGCGAGAGUGUGUGUGUGUGUGUGUUUGUGUGUGUGUGAGAGAGAGAGAGGGAGAACAGGUGUUGUACAGGUAUAAAAUGACACAGAAAAAAAAAGAAGGAAAGGGAGAGAAGCAGAGACGAUGUGCAGUACUCUAAAUUCUGCAUCUCCGGUUUUUUGACUUGACUGUCUUUAUAUAACUUAUCUUUUUCGUUUCUGUUGUUCUUUCUGUGUGGUUAAAGUGUGCAGACUCUAAUGUAUUCCAACUUACCGUUACAGACAGGAACAUGCGGUCCGGAGAUAGGGUUCAGUCCUCUUUCAGGUUUAGCCACUUCAGGAAGGAGAUUUUUUUAACAUUCUCACACUGCGUAGAGAAAGGAGACGAAACAAGCGUCAUGCUGAGUUGAUCAGUAAAAUCUCACAAAUGAAUGUUCUAAUUUCCAAACUAGUGAUUAACAGUUCUCUAUUUCCUUCCUGAGCUGACUCCACACAAAGUGAAAUGACCCUUUACCAGGAUGUGGUUCCCUUGAUGCCAUUGGCCUAUACAUAAACAAUCAGACACACUCAGUGGUUUUUAUCAUGUGUGCAAAGUGUUUACUGUGCUAUUUUAAAACGCUUAUAAAUGAAUAUAAAUCUAUAUAUAACUAUAUAUAUAUAUAUACAAUAUACUUUUUUCUGAAAACUGUGUAACCAUUGGUUAGUUUCUACACCUCAUAAUGUCAUUCAAUCUAAUAAUACCAAGUGCUACAAAAUCAAGACUUGUAUCGAUUAAAAGGAGGAGGAGUGCUUCAGCCUAAAAAGCAAACUCCUUCACACCAACCAAGGAUUAAGUUGAUGUUCUUAUUUGAUUGUUACUUUUCACCGUUUACAGACGCUGGGCCUUGUUGUGUGUAGCGAAGACACCAGUUGAGUUGUUUUUGGCCUGUUGUGUAAUUUUUACUAGCAGACUAUGUGUUCAUGUACAGGAAGGGGUACUAU
Larimichthys crocea (large yellow croaker) is the source of this 5368-nucleotide messenger RNA. RefSeq names its product protocadherin 10a (gene pcdh10a). Bases 610 to 3726 code for a protein of 1038 amino acids. The record is from RefSeq and is a predicted model, not a curated record. Gene Ontology annotation, molecular function: calcium ion binding. NCBI's taxonomy places the organism in Eukaryota, Metazoa, Chordata, Actinopteri, Sciaenidae. Gene Ontology annotation, biological process: homophilic cell-cell adhesion. Gene Ontology annotation, cellular component: plasma membrane. The transcript has 5 exons.